Messenger RNA from Merops nubicus (carmine bee-eater), 357 nucleotides. RefSeq names its product ankyrin repeat domain-containing protein 9-like. The record is from RefSeq and is a predicted model, not a curated record. The annotation marks the transcript as partial. Lineage: Eukaryota; Metazoa; Chordata; Aves; Coraciiformes; Meropidae. The transcript has a single exon.
UGCCUGCGGGACGGGGCCGGGAACACCCCCCUCGACACCCUGCUCCAGCAGAUUGCCCACGUGCCCGCAGCGAACAUGCGUGCCAAGCUCCUCUGCCUCGACUGCCUCUUCUUCUUCGUGCCUCAGGAACUCCAGUUUGCAAUGAAACAGCAACUGUUGGACAACCGGCAGCGGUGGCAGGACCUCCUGGGGGAGAACAGGUUUCAGUGCCUGGUGGGCUUGGCUCCCCCCUCCCUGUUUGUCAGAGCCAUGCGUGUCUUGAUUAGGACCAUUUCACCUGAGCAUUUCCCAGAGGCUCUGGACAAUCUGCCUCUGCCUCAUUUUCUAAAGCCUUUGGACCUGAAAUUGGAGAGCUAG